Procambarus clarkii (red swamp crayfish) is the source of this 1401-nucleotide messenger RNA. RefSeq names its product WD repeat-containing protein 73. Gene Ontology annotation, biological process: cytoplasmic microtubule organization. Gene Ontology annotation, cellular component: spindle pole; cytosol. Gene Ontology annotation, molecular function: protein binding. The record is from RefSeq and is a predicted model, not a curated record. Lineage: Eukaryota; Metazoa; Arthropoda; Malacostraca; Decapoda; Cambaridae.
GAGCCCUCCGUGCUGUAGCUGCCCCUGACUCACCACCACAACAACAACAACACAAGAUGACAGAGCAGCCAGCAGGUGUUCACGUGUUCACCAUGGACGGUGACAACUUUUGGGACACUGAGGAGUCUGAUGAGUGGUUUUUUGACUCAAUAGCAAGGUAUGAAGACUUGUUAAUGUAUGACGUACACGGUUUUGUGUCUUGUGCAACGUUCUGUAAUGACAGCAGACUGCUCUUGGCAGUCUCUAGAGAGAGCCGCCAUGAAAUCUGGGAACUUGGUUUUCCCGAGAAAUUGAUUACAAGGAAGGAUGCAGGCCUUAUUAAGAAUCGAGACUUUAAUCUGCUGGCAGCUGGCUUCACUGAAUGUUUGGCUAAGCAAAUGUUGUAUGUGCCAUCUAGUGUGAUUAUCUCAGGCUCAAGUGGUGUGCUCCUCUACUCUUUGCCACAGUCCAAGUCUGAGUCAGAUGUGAUGAGUUUAACCAAGACCUUGAGGAGUGAUGUGAAGGAUGCCUCCUUGGCAUUAUCCAGUGCUAGUGUGUACUCCGGUGCAUCUCUUUCAUCCAUUUCUCGUUUUGAUCUGAAUUCGUGCAAAAUAUCUGAAAUGCCAAAAGUUCAAAACAAUACUUCAAACAGCAGUGUGUGGGACAGCAAGGAUGCAAUUAGUGAUAUGUCAUAUGUGAAUGAAAAACUGUUCAUAUGCCUAAGAGACAAAGGAAAUGUACUCUUGUAUGAGCCAAGAGUGGGAACAGUUGUGCAAGAAAUAGCAGGUUCCAAAAAAUCAGAGGAAAGGUGGACAAUGGAUGUUAGUUGUGAAGGAGACACUGUAGCUGUAGCAAAUUCUAGUGGUAUGUUAAGCGUUUAUGAUACGAGAAAUUACAACGAAGCAGUUUUUAUGGCUAGAGUGAAGGUGGAGGAAAAUACGAUGAGAUGCCAUGAAAUACGCAUCAGCCCUACCAGCUCACUUGUAUCAGUGUGUGGGUAUGACAAGAAUGUACACGUAUAUAAUUUCAAAACUCCCGAGGUGAAUAAUGGAAUAAUAUUUAGUCAUGAUGGCCAUAGAGGGCACAAUGUACAGAACAUUGUAACACACUUGUGGCAUCCAUCACAAGAAAAGCUUUUACUUUCUGCUGACAACACAGGAAAGCUCGAGACUUGGAGAUUUAGACAGAGCCAGUCCCAAAAUACAACAGCAUAGCAUAGUUUAAUUCAAAUAAUUUAUUGCAGUGGCUUACAAGACAUAUUGUAUAGUGUUUCAAGGUCAUUGAAAUUCCUGGAUAUAAUGUAGAUUUUGAUAUAACGUUUCAGUGUCAUAAAGUUCAAUUUUUUUAUGCAGUUUGUAUAAAUGAGAUACAUUGUUGUUGACAUAUUGUGUUAACACUGUUUCAUAAUAAAAAUAAAAAUUU